Messenger RNA from Geodia barretti, 2619 nucleotides. NCBI's taxonomy places the organism in Eukaryota, Metazoa, Porifera, Demospongiae, Tetractinellida, Geodiidae. The record is from the annotation of a GenBank genome assembly.
AUGGACGUUUCUGAACGAAUAGAUGCACUGAAAUCGUUAAUUGCUGACCGUAUUCUGAUAAUAGACGGCGCAAUGGGUACGCAAAUUCAGGCGCGCAACCUCGGGCCGGAAGAUUUUGGCGGCGAGGAAUACGAAGGGUGCAACGAGUACCUGAAUAUCACGCGCCCCGACAUCAUCGCCAACAUCCACCAGGCGUAUCUGGAGGCUGGCGCCGAUAUUCUCGAAACCAAUACUUUUGGCGCCACGGCGCUGGUGCUGGGGGAGUAUGGACUGGCCGAACACUCCCGGCGCAUCAACCGGGAGGCUGCAUUGAUCGCGCGCAAAGUCAGCGAUGAAAUGGCCGAACGGCAGCCGGGGCGAAGGACUUUUGUGGCGGGGGCGAUGGGGCCCACGACGCGCACCAUCUCGGUAACCGGCGGGCUGACCUUUGACGAACUGGCCGCCGAUUACCACCAACAGGCGGCGGGCCUGAUUGAAGGCGGCGUUGACAUGGUGAUGCUGGAAACCAGCCAGGACACCAUCAACGUAAAAGCCGGACUGGAAGGGAUCGACCGGGCGUUUGACGAGUUGGGCUUUACCACACCGGUUGCCGUACAGGGCACCGUGGAACCGAUGGGGACGCUCCUGGCGGGGCAAGACGCGGAGGCGCUUUACACGUCGCUGGCCCACCGGGAUUUGCUGUGGGUAGGUUUCAACUGCGCCACUGGCCCCGAGUUUAUGACCGACCACGUGCGCACGCUCUCGGGGUUGUCGCAGACCAACAUCGCCUGCGUGCCCAACGCCGGGCUGCCCGACGAGGACGGCAACUAUAACGAAUCUCCGGAGAUGCUGGCGGCCACGCUGGGCCGUUUCGCCGAAAACGGCUGGCUGAACGUCGCUGGCGGGUGUUGCGGCACCGGCCCCGACCACAUCCGUCAGAUUGCAGCGGCAAUGAACGGCAAACCGCCACGAGAUGCCAAACCGCCGCUGGCGUCGCGUGUAUCCGGUAUUGAGGCGGUGCUCAUCGACCCGGACAGUCGCCCGACGAUUAUCGGCGAGCGCACCAAUGUGCUGGGGAGCCGCCGCUUCAAGCGGUUGAUCAGUGGCGAUCGUUUUGAGGAGGCCGCCGAAGUUGGCCGCCGCCAGGUUCGCAACGGCGCCCACAUUCUGGAUGUGUGUCUCCAGGACCCGGACCGGGACGAAAUGUCGGACGUCAUCAAGUUUCUUGACCAGCUCAACCGGCGGGUCAAAGCGCCGAUCAUGAUUGACUCUACGGAUGCGGACGUCAUCGAAGAAUCGCUGAAACGGCUGCAGGGCAAGUCAAUCAUCAACUCCAUCAACCUCGAGGAUGGCGAGGAGCGGUAUCAGCGCGUGGUGCCAUUGGCCCGCCGCUACGGCGCCGCGCUGGUGGUGGGUUGCAUUGACGAUGAUCCCAACCAGGCACAGGCGAUCACGCGGGAGCGCAAGGUGGAAAUCGCCCAACGCUCGCACCAGCUAUUGACCGAAAAGUACGGUGUGGCUGAGCAGGAUAUUAUUUUCGACCCGCUGGUGUUUCCCGCUGGAACGGGCGAUGUGAAUUACGUUGGAUCCGCCGCCGAAACCAUCGAGGGAGUGCGGCUCAUCAAAGCGGCGCUGCCGAACACGAAAACCGUCCUGGGUAUUUCCAACGUUUCGUUUGGCCUGCCUGUCGCGGGGCGGGAGGUGUUCAACUCGGUAUUCCUGUACCACUGCGUGCAAGCGGGGCUGGACAUGGCAAUCGUCAACUCGGAGUUGAUGCAGCGCUACACCACGAUACCCGAAGCAGAACGCAAGUUGUCGGAAGACCUCAUCUGGAACCGGGGAGAUGAUCCGGUGGCCGCUUUCGCCGCGCAUUUCCGCGACCGGGCUCCCCGUUCGACCAUCGAAGAGCGGUCGGCCCUGCCGCUGGACGAACGCCUGGCCAACUGCAUUAUCGAGGGCAGCAAGGAGGGUUUGGCGGACGACCUGGACCUGGCGAUGCUGGAACGGGUGCCGCUGGACAUUAUCAACGGGCCGCUGAUGGCCGGCAUGGACGAGGUGGGUCGGCAGUUCAACGCUAACCAGCUGAUCGUGGCCGAGGUUUUACAAAGCGCCGAAGCGAUGAAAUUUGCCGUGUCUCACCUGGAACCGCAUAUGGAGCGCUCGGACGCAGCCGUUCGCGGACGGAUUUUGCUGGCGACCGUGAAGGGCGACGUGCAUGACAUUGGCAAGAAUCUCGUCGAAAUCAUCAUGUCCAACAACGGUUACCACGUGGUGAACCUGGGCAUCAAGGUGCCACCGCAGGAUCUGAUCGCCGGCUACCGCGAGCACCUGCCGGACAUUAUCGGUUUGUCGGGUUUGCUCGUGAAAUCGGCGCAGAUGAUGUUGGAGACGGUGCAGGAUUUCCGGGUUGCCGGAAUCAGGGCGCCGGUGAUGGUUGGCGGGGCCGCGCUGUCGAAUCGGUUCACUCGCCUGCGCAUUGCUCCGGAAUAUGACGGAUUGGUGGCUUACGCGCCGGACGCAAUGACCGGCUUGGCGUUGGCCAACCUGAUUCAGGAUGCUGACGAACGAGAGCGAAUGGCCGCCCGUCUGGAAACCGAAACCGUAGAAUUGGCCGCGGAACUUGCCGCCCGGAGCCAGUAA